Messenger RNA from Carassius carassius (crucian carp), 1704 nucleotides. RefSeq names its product stimulator of interferon response cGAMP interactor 1 (gene sting1). Lineage: Eukaryota; Metazoa; Chordata; Actinopteri; Cypriniformes; Cyprinidae. Gene Ontology annotation, cellular component: endoplasmic reticulum membrane; autophagosome. Gene Ontology annotation, molecular function: cyclic-di-GMP binding; 2',3'-cyclic GMP-AMP binding. Gene Ontology annotation, biological process: defense response to virus; reticulophagy; innate immune response. The record is from RefSeq and is a predicted model, not a curated record. The coding region runs from base 142 to 1347 and encodes 401 amino acids. The transcript is spliced from 7 exons.
GCCAGACAAAGAAAUAAGGUGUGUUGUGAAAGCGAAGACGAAACCAACCAAUAAAUUCAAAGAGCAUGAGAAGGUUUAGAAGAUUGCGCAGAUGAGAGAGAGAAUAAAAAUCAAACUGAUUACAAUCAAAGCUAAUUUAAGAUGUCAGGUGUGAUGGGAGAGGACAGUCUGGUCCCUAGAGCGCGCAGCAGUCUGCCGGUGGUGUGUACUGGUGGACUGGGGCUUCUUACUCUGCUGUGUGCUUGGCUGCUGGACUCUGACAAGUACAUUGAGAGAACUGUAAUGAUCGCUUUUUGCAUCACUGUAGAAAUGUUUAUACACAGUAUGUGUUUGUUUGCCGAGGAGUGGCUCUUCCAUUCAAGACAAAGGUAUCAAGGCAGAAUAAAUGAGAUCUUUCAAGCUUGCUUUAGAGGGCGUGUCAUUUUAGGAAUGUGUGCAAUAUCCCUGGGGUUGGGGUGGAGUUUCUCAGAAGAGCAGUGUAGUACCAUGGCCCUCACGUGUGCUGUUUACCUGCUGCUCAAAUGCUUGGGGGUUCUGGGCCCUGCUCCAGUUGAGAUCUCCGAAAUCUGUGAAACGAAGAAGAUGAAUGUGGCACAUGGUUUGGCCUGGUCCUUCUAUAUUGGCUACCUCAAAUUUGUCCUUCCAGAUUUACACAACAAGGUCAGCCGGUAUUCCUCCACCAGGGGCAACCUGAGGUCUCCACGUCUACAUAUCCUUCUACCCCUCAACGCAAAGGUUCCAUCCAAACCUGAAGAGGAGGACACUAAUGUAGUUUUUCACGAAAACCUUCCAGAACUGGAGCGGGAUACAGCAGGGGUGCGAAAUCGUAGCUACAAGAACAGUGUCUACAAAAUCACCCAGAACAAUGAGGCAUUUAGCUGUGUUCUGGAAUAUGCCACACCACUGCUGACACUGUAUCAGAUGUCCCAUGAGAGCAGUGCAGGAUUUGGAGAAAGAGAACGAAAACAGCAGGUCCUGUUGUUCUACAGAACCCUCAGCCAAAUUCUGGAAAAUUCUCUAGAGUGCCGGAACUGUUACCGGCUCGUCCUGCUCAACGAUGAGCACACAGGUGACCCUCAUUACCUCUCCAGAGAGAUCAUCCAACACCUGAAACAGCAGGAUGGAGAGAUUUACAUGGAUCCCAUCCAAGAGCCACCAAAUGAAGUCCAUCCUGUUCCAGAAGAGGGUCCGGUUGGGAAUUUUAAUGGUGCCCUGCAUGCCACUUUCCCAGAAGACCCAGUGAGCAGCAACCCCACCCUCAUGUUCAGCCAACCACAAUCUUUAAGAUCUGAACCAGUGGAGACCACUGAUCAUUUUAACCAACCUAAUGCAAGGAGAUGGUAUUGAGUUUCUUAGAAUCAUUUAAUUGACUUUGAUGUAAUAACAAUAAUUAACAAUCCAUUAAAUCAGCUGCUCAUAACCACCCUUAUUUUCUUGCUGUUAUAUUUUAUUCUAUUUCAAUUUCAAUUCAAUUUUAAUGCUAAUUUUAAGCAAUUAUAAUUUUUUUUAUUUGAAUUAAUGAUAAUAACCCUGCCUGAACACUUUUCAAUGACCUCAAAAUGAAUUUGGACACCUGUGUCACAAAUUAAUGUGCACAUGUUUUAAACACAGCAUCAUUUAUUUACACAUUUUGAUAUUAUAUAGAGGUUUUUAUACAAUCAUCAGAGACAAAUAUAUCUUUUUGAAAGAUACAGCCUUAUUAAC